Molecule: messenger RNA, 958 nt
Organism: Cuscuta campestris
Lineage: Eukaryota; Viridiplantae; Streptophyta; Magnoliopsida; Solanales; Convolvulaceae
Source: the annotation of a GenBank genome assembly
AAGCACCCUAGAAAUACUACGGAGUAUAUAAUUGGUUAGAUGUGCUCCUGACUCACUCCCUCUAUAGUCUAUACUCCGUGUUUUCUUUGGGUAGCCCUAGCGGCGAGGGAGCGACUCAAGUUUCUCUAUCUCCCCUAGGGAUUUCAGGACCGUAAUCUCUCUCCACCUGAAGGUGAUCAUGUCGACGACAAGACUUCCAUCCGCUUGCAUGUUCACAAUGGCCCCUCCGAAAUCCAUCGCCCAACCGAAAAUUGCAUUCUUUAAGAACCCGUCAUCCCCGGGUUCUGUAGAGAGGAGGACAUCAAUAUCGUUUGGUGGCUUGAAAGUUGACCGUUUCAGAGCAAACAGCUACAAGAUCAAGCUGGUUGGUCCAGAUGGGCAAGUGAAUGAGUUCAAAGCACCUGCUGAUACUUACAUCCUGGAUGCAGCCGAGGAAGCGGGAGUCGACCUGCCCUAUUCUUGCCGGGCAGGUGCGUGCUCCACGUGUGCGGGCAAGAUUGUGUCCGGGUCGGUUGAUCAGUCCGAUGGAUCUUUCCUUGAUGACAACCAAAUGAAAGAGGGAUACGUGUUGACUUGCGUUGCCUACCCGACUUCGGAUUGUGAGAUUCACACCCACAAGGAGAGUGAUCUGUACUAGGUAUAAUUACAUUAUGCUAUUCGACUCGAACUAUUGUGGUCCGGUUCUGGUUUGAUUCGGUCAUUCGUUGUUCUUUCAACAUGGUCUAUUUCGAGUGACUUUCUGCAAUGCUGCCCAUUAAAAUCCCAUACUUUUUCAGUACUAAAACUGCUCUUCUUGUAGCAUAAUUGUCUUCAUGGUUUCAUUGCUUGUGGGAAUAAAUAGAGCUUCAAAAUGAAUAUACUUUUGUUCAUCUCCCUAUAUGGAGCAGUGAUUUAGUUUCUUUCUUCCCUUUUUCUGUUUGUUAUUGUUUUGAUCCGCCAGUAAAUCUGCAAAUCAAAU